AUGACAAAAUUUGGAUAUUUUGUUCUGCUGUAUUUCGUGUUGUUUGAGCUACCCGUGUGCUACAACAUCUCACAAACACCGCAGUUUGUUGAACAUGACAUAAUGUGCCUCAACGAGACUCAAAAUCAAUUGGAUCCCGAUCUUUUGACGUGGAGCUUCGAAAACAGCAGCCACGGCUUUAUCUGCGACUUUGAUGGAGUCGAGUGCUGGCAUAUCGAUGACGGCAGAGUGAUGAGCAUUAAGCUCCCCGGAAUGGGGCUUUCGGGAGGUUUCCCCAGCGCCUUGAAGUACUGUGGGAGAAUGACUAUUUUGGAUCUCUCUGGCAAUAGUCUUUCAGGCCAAAUUCCAAGGGAUCUCUGCAAAUGGCUUCCCUUUCUUGUGAAACUUAAUCUUUCGUCAAACCAGUUUACUGGGUCGAUUCCCGCCGAGCUCGCUAGUUGUAGUUAUCUGAAUGCCCUUUACUUGAAUGACAAUGAACUUAGCGGCUCGAUACCAUGGGAAUUGACGCGGCUGGAGCGGCUCAAUAACAUCAAUUUUGCAAAUAAUAAUCUUACAGGGCCAAUACCCUCUAAAUGGGCCUCUAAUAGCAUCCAACUUUUUCAUGGUAACCUUGCACUAUGUGGGAAACCCUUGAGCAGGGGAUGUGGAGAACCAAAAUCACCAAAUUCAUUGGGAACGGUGGUUGUUUCAGCGCUUGUGCUUAACGGCAUUGCGAUUGUUACCUGCAGCAUUCUCUGCACUCGCAGCUGGAUUUCAAAACAAGCAUCUCGAGGAUCGUCACUGCAGCCAUUCAAGCAGCCCGCUGAUCAUCUGAAAGCUCGGAGGUCCAAAAAAGUUUGCUUGUUCGAGAAGCCCAUAAAAAAUAUGAGAUUGGGUGACCUUCUGGAUGCUACCCACAACUUCAGCGAAGACAACAUCAUAUGGAGUUGCAGUGCAGGGGUCUUUUACAAGGCUGAGCUGCCCGACGGCUCUCUGCUGGCGGUGAAUAGGCUGAGGACAUGCGAGCAGAGUGAAAAGGGGUUCAAGUGUGAGAUGAAGACAUUGGGGCAUCUCAGGCACCGCAAUUUGGUCCCGCUUUUGGGUUACUGCAUAAGCGACAACCAAGAGCGGCUGCUCGUCUACAAAUACAUGGCCAGAGGAACUCUGCUCAAUUGGUUCCAGGGACUCCACAGAGACCAGAAUGAGUUGGACUGGGCCACCAAACUUAGGAUUUGUAUCGGAAUUUCAAGAGGACUGGCGUGGCUUCAUCACAUCUGCAAUCCUCCUGUCAUCCACCGCAAUAUAAGCUCGGGAGUUGUUUAUGUGGAUGAGGACUAUGAACCCCGCAUUAGUGGGUUCGGAUUGGAGAGAUUCACCAGCGAUGCAGGGGAGAUAUGUAUAAGCAUUUGUCCCGAGCAGAAUAUGGGAAAGAAAUUCCAAUACGAUGCGCCGGAACAGUGCAGGAAUAUUCGGUCUCCGGGCACAUUGAAAGGGGACGUGUACAGCUUUGGAGUGGUGGUGUUCGAAGUGAUAAGUGGAUUAAAGGCUGGCGAUGCUGUCCCGGACAAGGAAAGUGGGAAGCAACUUCCGUUGAUCGAAUGGAUACGUCGUGGCAGCGCUCAGGCAGAGCGGGCAGUAGAAAAAUAUGUGGAGGAGAGGUGUUUUCUGUCGGGGGAAGAGAAAUCAGCGGUGGAGGAGUUAAUGGAGGUGGGUUUUAGGUGUGUGAGAUAUAACCCGGAAGAAAGGCCUUCAAUGUAUGAAGCCUACGAGACUUUGACUAAAAUUGGGAAAAAGUAUGGAGUUACAGAUGAGGAGGAAAUGCACCUUGCGUAUGCAUCUCGCUCGAUUUAUACUUAG
Cryptomeria japonica (Japanese cedar) is the source of this 1836-nucleotide messenger RNA. RefSeq names its product probable inactive receptor kinase At1g27190. Bases 1 to 1836 code for a protein of 611 amino acids. The record is from RefSeq and is a predicted model, not a curated record. Lineage: Eukaryota; Viridiplantae; Streptophyta; Pinopsida; Cupressales; Cupressaceae. The transcript has a single exon. Gene Ontology annotation, biological process: protein phosphorylation. Gene Ontology annotation, molecular function: protein kinase activity; ATP binding; protein binding.